Bombyx mori (domestic silkworm) is the source of this 6724-nucleotide messenger RNA. Its product is annotated as protein Wnt-4. Gene Ontology annotation, molecular function: cytokine activity; frizzled binding. Gene Ontology annotation, cellular component: extracellular region. The record is from RefSeq and is a predicted model, not a curated record. The transcript has 8 exons. Bases 364 to 1446 code for a protein of 360 amino acids. Gene Ontology annotation, biological process: cell fate commitment; canonical Wnt signaling pathway; neuron differentiation. NCBI's taxonomy places the organism in Eukaryota, Metazoa, Arthropoda, Insecta, Lepidoptera, Bombycidae.
AGUCUGGUUUUGUGUUUCAAAGAGCGUGGUUCGCGACAUCCACCUGCUCGAACGCAGAGAUUCGACGGACGUAACUUCAACGAUUGGUUAAUUUCGAUUUUUAAACGUGUCCGCCAUUUUUUUUUAAAUAUUUCCACCAUUUUUUUUAACUUAUUCCGCGGGUUUUAAAAAAAAAAAUUUUUUAAUUUUGGAAACUUUUUGUGUUUUUUUUUUUUUAAAGUUGUGUUUGGAGUUUUGUUUUUAUGUUUUAUUUGUUUAUAAUGUUACCGCGAAGUGGUCGCGUUGUGUUUGAUUUGUAAAGUGAUUUUUUUCUUGGAGGAUGUUUGUUUGAGUAGUGAACCUUUUUGAAAUAAUUAAGGCGCGAUGCUGCUGCUUUGGAAACUAUUGUGGUCCUUGCUCAUGCUGGCUCAAGCUGCUAUGGGUAACUGGUGGAACCUAGCAGUACCUCUGUCUGAUCAGAGCGGCAACACAUCUUUGGAAGCAGUUACAACGUUACGCAAGGAGAGCUGCCACAGAUUAGAGUUUCUCGUAGAGCGACAGAAAAAACUGUGUAUGCUUUCCGAUAAAAUGAUCCAGGUUCUGCAGACGGGCGCGAUGCAGGCUGUCGAAGAAUGCCAGCACCAGUUCCGAAACAGCAGAUGGAACUGUAGUAUCGUCGAGAACUCCACCGACAUCUUCGGGGGUGUUUUGAAAUACAAAUCACGCGAAUCGGCUUUCGUGCACGCGUUGUCCUCGGCCGCUUUGGCUCACGCUGUGGCCAGGGCCUGUAGUCGCGGCGAGCUGAACGAUUGCUCCUGUGAUUCUAAGGUUCGGAAGCGGACACCAAGACAUUGGCAAUGGGGAGGGUGCUCUGAGGACAUUCGCUACGGAGAAAUUUACAGUAGAGACUUCCUCGAUUCUAGAGAAGACAGAACCACUGAUGAAGGUCUCGUCAAUCUUCACAACAACGACGCUGGAAGACGGGCUGUCCGAUCCCGCAUGCAGCGCGUGUGCAAGUGUCACGGAAUGUCGGGCUCCUGUUCGGUCAGGGUCUGCUGGCGUCGUCUGCCGCAGCUCCACGUGGUCGGGGACGCGCUUUCCACUCGAUACGAAGGCGCUUCCCACGUGAAGGUCAGCAUCGUCGAACGAAAAAAGGGCAAGAACUUACGAAAAAUACGACCGAUACACGCCGACAUGAAGAAACCAAACAAAACCGAUCUAGUUUACUUAGAAGAUUCACCUGACUACUGCGAACCAAAUGAAGAGCUCGGGAUCCUGGGGACUCGUGGUCGGACCUGCAACCGAACCUCGGCAGGUAUCGACGGGUGUCGCCUCCUCUGCUGCGGGCGAGGGUACCAGACGAGGGUCCAGGACUACGAGGUGAAGUGUAAGUGCCGAUUCGUCUGGUGCUGCCGCGUACAAUGCGAGAUAUGUAGAUUCAAACGCGACCACCAUGUCUGCAAUUGAGGAUACGAAAAUACAUUUUAAGUCUGAGUUGUAGACAUAACUGAAACUGCUUCUACGAUUUAAUCUCACGUUUAUUAUUGUCAGCGUAUUAUUACUGACGUUUUGAUAUUUGAAUAUUGCAACAGAUACGAUGAACUUAGUUCUUAAGCUGCUUUCAGACUACUAUACUAUAGUGCCAUAUAGUAUAUAACGUGUCUGUGUCUGAGGGUGUCCCUGGGUAUGCCGAUGUUACAUGAGACCCAGUCGCAUCACUCCCCAAAAGGUGGUCUAUGGGUCGAGAGACACGGGGCCGAGUCGCACCACUUCUUGACACGUCACCAGCGGCAGACAACCGGUGAACAGGAGACUCUGUGAGGAGGAUCUCAUCAAAGAGGGAUAGACGAAGUAAACGUGUCCUUUUAUAAUAUUAAGGUGUCAUUUCUCGAAGAUUCUGCAGGCCAGAGAUGUGAAAAAUUUGCCGUCGUAUAAUCGAGACAAAAUCGCACAGUCGCGACAUGCAGUGUCCAGUAACCGAACUAAUUUGUAUGUAUUAAAAAAAAGGUAUUGAAUUCUCCACACUGCGCCACGUACAAUCGCUAGAGGGCGUUGCCAGUAAUUUAGAAAAAGGUUUAAAUUAAUGGAAAUGAAAUAUUCUGGCGUUACAAGUAUAGCAGCUUAUACUUAGCCAAUAAUAUAUAGUAUAGUACAGUGUGAACGUGUCCGUAACAAUGUAUGGUGCGCGAUAUUGUUGUACUAUGAGCUAUAUACUAUAUUAUAUUAUAGCGUAGUCUGUAAGCAGCUUUAGUCUUUGUAUAUCUUAGUGACCACGAAAACCGUACAGUAUUCAAUAACACAGAAAUAGUGUAAUAAUAAUAGUAAUAUUAGCUGGGAACAAAUCAUUCAUGAUCAUCAGGCCCCAAUUGAUGAUCACUUGUGUUAUGGGUACCGGAGGCUGAUACAUACUGAUAAAUGUCUAAAUAUAUACAUUUAUAGAUAAUAAACACCCACACACACACACCACAAAGAGCAAACAAAUCUGUUCACCGUAAAAUGUUUGUGCGAUGUGGAAAUCGAACCCGCGACCCUUAGCACAACAGUCAGGGCCACUAGCCACGGCACCACCGAGUCAGUAAUCUAUAAAUAUAAAAAUGAAUUGCUGUUCGUUAGUCUCGCUCGAGAACGGCUGGAUCGAUUUAGCUAAUUUUGGUCUUGAAUUAUUUGUGGAAGUCCAGAGAAGGUUUAAAAGGUAAAGUAUAAAUAUGAAAAUGCUCAGAACUAAAUAAAAUAACAAUUUUGUUUUUCCUUUGAUGUGUUCCCCAUCGGACGGAUUCCUUUUGUUUAUUUUAUACAAAACUUGAGGUCUUUUAUUUAUCGAUUGAGGCACUAUGAAAUCUGCCGGGUCAGCUAAUAGACAAUAAAAAAAACGAGAGAUUAAUCCGUAAAAGUGAUUUUAAUUAAAUGAAUAUCUUUGUCGUUUUAGAUGAUUCAUUCAUUCGCGUUUCAAUCUACAUUCUGUCUGUGUUACAACCCUGUGUUAGAAUCGAAAUAAUUUAUGUUUACGUAGGGACAUAACUGACGUUGAAUCCAGGUACAGAAUUCGCGGUAUUUCCGAACAAAAAUAAACAUAACAAUAAAUAAAUAUGCACCGGAGUAGAGUUCAUCCAUACUACCUGGAGCCACUGCGGUCAUCCACAGUGCGUUUCCAGAGGUCUUUUUUGCCACGUACCAUCCGGCUAUGGAAUGAGCUCCCCUCCACGGUGUUUCCCGAGCGCUAUGACAUGUCCAUCUUCAAACGAGGCUUGUGGAGAGUAUUAAGCGGUAGGCAGCGGCUCUGCCCCUGGCAUUGCUGAAGUCCAUGGGCGACGGUAGCCACUCACCAUCAGGUGAGCCGUAUGCUCGUCUGCCUACAAGGGCAAUAAAAAAAAAUGCAUGUAAAAUAAACACGCGUUCCGACGAUAAACAAAUAAUUUAGUUAUGUACAUAUAAGUCAUAUAAUUUGUAACAAGAGAGGAGUAUUAAACCAACACUCGGGCAAGACAAUUGUGUUCCAUUCGAACAAGAAACUCCCUUCAGGUCUAAUACUCCUCUCUUAUUACAAAUUACAUGGCUUAUAUGUACACUAAAAUUUAACAAAAAUAUUUUGUAAGGCAAUACUAAAUAUAAAUCUUCCUGAAUGUUUGCGUUUUGAUUGAUAAAUUGAGGCAAUCUUGAAAAAUAUUUAAACAACAAAAAAAAUUCUAUUAAUUAAAAAGACUGCAUUCGUUUUCUCUAGAAUAUUCUGUCAUUUAUAACAUUUUAAAAGAAAAACGUGUUCAUGAUUUAUUCUGACUGAAAUUAUUAUUUGUAGUGUUACAUAAAAUUCAUAUUAUGCUAAGCUUUAAUAAUAUUUACAGUAUUAAUAAUUUAUUAUUUAGCUUGUAUUUUGUGUAAAAAGAUGUAAAUAUCUCCCAGGUAGUCAAUAAGUGUACUAUUUUAUUUAGUUUCCUUUUUGGUUUCUGUAAAUACCCACUGUGCUUGCACAGUUAAAUUUUCUACCUCAGAAGAUCUUCUCAUUUUCGUCUUUUAGUUAAUAGUACGAUGUUACGUAAUGUAGUAAUUAGAAUUAACAAGAUUUCUAAUUUUUCAAUAAUAUUUUUCUCAUUAACAAAAGUUCUUUAGCUUAAUAUUCGAUUUCCUUCGAAGAUGACUGACUUCUGUAGACGAAGUAUUCGAUAGACAGAUUCUUUAGCAGAUACGUCUUAUACUUGUCAUUACCGAUGUUGUUAGACUAGAUUUUACACUUUACAUAAAUUGAAUUUAUCGAUAACCUACCUAUUGAGGCAACAGAUCAGCACUUAUUUUCCAAAAUUUUCGCGAAAACUAUAAGGAUGAGCUGAACACGACGUCACAUGGGGCUAAAAAAAGCGAUAAGCUAACCAUAGAUAAAACAAAACAUGACAUCAUGCGUUGGUGCUUAAAUUUUUUUAAUUUUUUAUUGCUUAGAUGGGUGGAUGAGCUCACAGUCCACCUGGUGUUAAGUGGUUACUGGAGCCCAUAGACAUAUAUAAUGUAAGUGCACCACUCACCUUGAGAUAUAAGUUCUCAGGUCUCAGUAUAGUUACAGCGGCUGCUCCACCCUUCAAACCGAAACGCAUUGCUGCUUCACGGCAGAAAUAGGCGGAGUUGUGGUAUCUACCCGUGCGGAUUCAUAAGAGGUCCUACCACGGGUAAUAAGCUUAUCGCAGAGACCACACUUUUUAAAGGCACCCAUGACCGCUAAAUUUUUAUUAGUAAAUAAACAAAGGUCGGGUUAAUUCGACCUUAGUAUGUAAACUUGUAAAAAACUUGUAAAAAAAUUUGUAAACUUAAUUCACAACGUGAAUUAAGUUUACAAAUUAGUAGGAAAGCUUAUUUGAAAUAGCGCUUAAGCAGUGCUUUAUAAAAUAACUUAAUUAAGCGUUAUCGCUUUUAACAUUAUGAACUCUUUACGAUAUCAGGCCAAACAAAUAAGCGCAAUUGACAAGUACUAUAUGAGUCGACUAUUAUCAAAGCCGGCAAUGUGACUUUUGGACAAUUAUUGGUAAAUCAGAAAAACGAAUUAUUGACUUUGUAUUCCAUUGGCAGUCACAAAACUCUUCGGAACGACAUCUUAGAUAAAUAACAGGUUAACUAUUAACCUUUAUUUAAUGCAGGUUUUGAACCGUAUUCUUUGAAGGAGACGAUUAUAUUCAAAUCAAUCUGUAUUGACAUAUCAAUAAAAUGUUUUUGUCCAAAUGCACAGAUUGCCACCUUUGAUAAUAGACGACUCAUAUACAGUAUUUUUAAGAGUUUUAACGUAAAUACUUCGCUAACGAUUCUUCUUCUUUCUUCUUCUUUUUCUCCGCCUUAUCCCACUAGGUGGGGUCGGCACAGCUAAUUUUUCUCUUCCAUUCUCUUCUAUCAGCCGUCAUCUCAACACUCACUCCUCUCUCUCUCAUAUCGGCAUUCACACACUCCAUCCAUGUCUUCUUGCGUCGACCUCUUCCCCCUCUACCUUGCACUACCAUUUCCAUACAUCUCCUAGUCACAUGCAUCUUCUCUCUACGCAUCGCAUGUCCAUGCCACGCUAACCGUCCACUCCUUAAUUUGUUGUUUACCGAGGCCACUUUCACACUUACUCUGAUAUACUCAUUCUUUAUCUUAUCCAUUCUUGUCACUCCACACAUCCAUCUCAACAUUAAAGCCUGCGAUUUAAAAAAACGAACCCUUUAUUACUAUGCAGUCUAUUUUUUCUAUUGUUAUGAAUUUUAAGGGGUUUAUGAUACACCACUACAAAAUAAUACGUUGUAAAUAUCGUUUGAAUAGUUUUAUUAAUUUUAACUUAUUGUAUUAGAAUGUGAUAGCAUAUUAUGAUAAUUCCUUUGUAGAAUUACGUACCUUCAUUUAUAUCAUUCAAUUAGUAUUUCGAAACAUUGUUAAUUGUAAAUAAUUAGUUGUAGUUUGUAAUAUACUUAAUAAUCUUGUAGACUUAUAAACGCAAUAUGGCAUUAUGUGUGGUACUAACUACAUUAUGAUAACAUUUUACAGUUUAAAAAAUGAAUUUAAAUCUUUUUAUCGUUUUUGGAGAAUCUUUAAAAUUAUCGAUGCUUCGCUACUAUGCCAACUGUCAAAUUAAGACGAAAAUAUUACUUAGGUUCCUCUAUUCAACGACAGAUGGCGCUAAACCAUAAAUAAGAGUACCCCUCAUACUGUUAAAUAUUAAUAUGUAUUUAAGUUAGGUACUUAGUUCUAAAAGCCAAAUCGAAUAACGCGUUUAUAUAUAAUACUAGCUGUUUAUAUGGUAUCGCUAAUGUCCAUUUCAUCUCUAGAUAUUAUAUAUUGUAGUAGUUCUUUUUGGAAUUAUAUUGUGUAAACUGAAGAGUGAAUUAUUCCACGACAUUUUUCAAUAUAUAGUUCAUGUUAAUAAUGAUAUUUUUUUAUUCUUGUAAUCUUUAUUGCCAUCUGAUAUUCAAUGUAGAAUGAAGAUUUGGUGAAGAUCUCAAUACAUCAAAGUCUGUUUGAUUGCAAUUUUAAUAAAAAUUACUGCUUUAGGUUCAAAUAACGUAAGUUCUAUGGAAGAUCAAAUAAUUGCAGUAAAAUAGUUUUAAAACGAUCUAUAUUUACGAUUUUCUACGUCUUUUACUACUAAAUAACGUAUUUUAUUGAAUUCUUAGCGAAUUUAUGUAUUUUGUGAACCAAAUCAACUAGGAAUCUCUGGUCGGUUUCUUUAUGGCUUAAGUACUUAUUAAACCAUUUUAAUUAUGAAUGUACAAUGUGAAUGAAAUAAAUUGAAUGUUUUAGA